This is a messenger RNA of Seminavis robusta, 1298 nucleotides long. Lineage: Eukaryota; Bacillariophyta; Bacillariophyceae; Naviculales; Naviculaceae. The record is from the annotation of a GenBank genome assembly.
AACCAAACACUCACUUUUUGUUCAAGUUCCCGUGCAGGAUUGAUGCUGCCAAAGAUCAAUGCACAGUGGUAUGGACCAUGUGAACCCUGCUUAGCUCAUUAGUCCACUGAGGUCUCUGUGUCGAAGGUAGAGACGGCCUAAAUUGCUUGGCAACUCGCUUGCUCAUUCUUUCUGUCUUUCACAAAACCAAACAUCACCUUUUUAGUUCCUCCUCAAAAUUUUGCAAACUAGAAAAAUGGGUUUCCUAGAUUCUUUUCUGAGCCGCUCCAGAGGCACGGCACGAAACACUAGCAACACUAACAACACAAACACCAAGAACCACGGCAACAAUGACAGCAGCAACCGAACCCAGAACGAUGAAGUCCACUUUCGAGUGAUCAACGAACUAGAUCGUCCCAUUAGCAUUCAAAUCUUUAACGAAGAUCCCGACGAGAUUCAACACGUCCGCGAUGAAGAGAGUACGUUUCAAGAUUCCUUUUGCGGCAGCGACGUCUUUAACGGACACGAACCAUUGUCGGUCGAGAGCGACAUUCAACCCGGUCAAGUGUGGACGUAUCAACGAACGUGCAGUUGUCCCGACUGUCAUGUGGGGACCAUCAAGGUCGAUUCGCACGAAAAGUCGUUUUACGUGGAUGCCGUCAAGUGCGGUCGUCGUUCCAGUUGUCUGGAGGAGGAUGCCAGCAAAAGCAGUACCAGAAGCAGCAGUUGUAGUAUGGACGACAGUCAAGACUUGAUUGUCACGACGGACGACAUGGACGACGAUCAUUCCACCAGCAGUCGCAGUUUCACGUUGGCGGAAGAAGCCGUUAUGGAAGUCGAAGUCAUUGAUGCCGAACGAACCGUCGAUGGAACUGUCGUCGUCAAUCUCAUUCUCAAGAAUGUUCCUUCUACCGAACAACAAGGGUCCGAGCGGAAUCGAAUGCGGCUCAGUCAAGGAACACUCGAAGCCAGUUUGGUCAUGUUGGAAUGCAACUUUCGAUUCAAUGGGGCCAAUCAGAUUGACGAUUCUAGUUUUGGGGACUUUACUUCUUCCAGAAGACGAAGCCCCGCAUCGACACGACUCUCCUCGUCAUUACUGUCAGCCACGCGGGAUCCUCGGUCGUCGUACAUGGGGAAUACGGGUGGUGGUGGGGGAGCCAUGAAACAGUCCAUUAUGGGAAUGUACUCCUAAGUGCAUUGGAACAGAAGUUAUGCUCAACACGCAGACAUACCAAAAGAUCAUCUGCAAACUCGUUGGGACAGCUUCUCUCUCUUGGAACACUACACAUGUAACACUAGAUACAAACGUUUUGUAUGCC